UGUCACUGACACCUCCCUUGUCACUUCUGGUUUUUGUUCGAACUGUUACACUUGUGUUGAACGUGUUUUGUUGUGACAUGUUGUCCGUCCUUGUGCUCUUCGUCUGCUUGUCAUGUGUUUUGUCUCACGGAGAUCACGAACAUCUUGAGAGUAAGGAACACAUACUGAUGCAUCUUAAGGAGACACUAGGGGAAUUGACAGACGAAAUGAAAAAUAAAAUGACGGAGGAAGAACAGUUACAUUUCCAUUGGUUCCGACAACACGACUACGACAAUAACAAACACUUGGACGGGCUAGAACUUGUACAUGCAAUUUCACAUUUUAACGAUGGACCAAUGGACGAAGCAGCAUUGAUAGAGGUGAUUGAUGAGAUUCUGCAGGCAGACGAUAAAAACAACGACGGACUACUAGAUUACAUUGAAUUCUCUGAAGCUGAGAGACAUUUCAUUUGAUGAUGUUUCAACCUCACAUUUGUUGUCGUAUUUCGGUGCAGUUGCAAUAUGUCCUGGGUUUAGUUGUUGUUUUGGGAUUUAGGCUGAUUGGGUGCCCAAUUAAACUGAUUGGGUGCCCUGUUAAGUUUUUACUGUGUGGGAACUAGGUCUAAUUGGGUUCAGCUGUCAGUCACCCGUUUCAACUUAUCAUCAACAACUGACCACGAGUGGGAUUAUCCACCAUAUCUUGUCCAGAGCUGAUAUGAUUAGCUUUACUUCUAAUAAUAAAUAUCAGUAAAGCACUGAAGACAAUUGAUCAAACGACAUCAUUGGGCACUGUCCUCAGAUUUUCAAAAUCUCACUUUCAUACUGACAGUGACUGUGUUCCGGAUGGCAACGAGAAAAGGAUUUUUAUAAUCAAAGAAUUAUUAACCUAUAUGUAACUGUAAGAUCAGUAAAGAAUUUUGUUUCAUGUUAUAGCUGCAUUACUUGAUUCAAUUAUAACUGUAUUACUUGAUCCAGUUAUAACUGUAUUACUUGAUCCAGUUAAGUUAUUAACACAUUGAACUUAUAUAAUCAUAUUUAUAUUACCACUUCAAUUUUACAAAUUUGUACUCGA
Messenger RNA from Bolinopsis microptera, 1050 nucleotides. RefSeq names its product multiple coagulation factor deficiency protein 2 homolog. The coding region runs from base 78 to 452 and encodes 124 amino acids. Gene Ontology annotation, molecular function: calcium ion binding. The record is from RefSeq and is a predicted model, not a curated record. The transcript is spliced from 5 exons. NCBI's taxonomy places the organism in Eukaryota, Metazoa, Ctenophora, Tentaculata, Lobata, Bolinopsidae.